CCAUCAGUUAAUCCACCAUUGUCAUCUUCACCAGUACAACCAUCCUUAGUAAGUGGAGGAAAUCUACCCCCACCACUUCCAAAAAGUGGUCCGACGUUUGGAACGGUAACUGUACGAGGUUCUUCAGAAGAGUUGGUGCAACCAACUCCAACACAGCCAGCUGUUGCUCCUACUGGCCCUGGAUCUAUUACUGGAGUAGCCGUAGCCAAGCCCUUAGCUACACGUAUACAAAAUGAAAUUCCUCGGACGCAGUCUGCCCCGCCGUUGCUUAAUCUCCAAGAUUCAACGAAUGCUAAAAAUGUAGGCCAACCACCAGGUCACCAAAUGAAUUCUGUAACGCCCCGUACUCAACAACAGCUGUCAACGGCUACUCCUCUGCAAUCAAUUUCUACAUCAAAUCCUCCUCAUAAUCGUAAAGACUCUGUUUCAUCGACGGUAUCUUCUAACGAUGGUCAGCAACCCCCACCAUUUCAUCCUCAUCAACCUCAACCACACCAUAAUAACUACAAUCAACAACACGCUCAUCCGCAAUAUCACUCCCGACAUAUACAUCAACAUCACAAAGGGCCUCCACAAGGAGUACCUAAUCAUUUUCAACAAAAGAAUAGAGACAGAAGCGUUCCUGGUACUAUUCCGCCCUCAUCACAUUCAAAUCCUCAAACAGUUCCUAAUCAAGCUCAAACUCCAAUUCCAUUAACCGGACCACAAGCGGCAAUUCCAGUUCCGAUGUGGCAACAAUAUGGACAUGGACAUGGACGAUCGUAUGAAUCCUUUUAUCCUGGUUAUUACGCGCCUACCGUGUAUAUGCCAGUACUUCAAAGGCCUCCGAUGCAAGUGACUCAUCAUAUGCAACCAACUGUUUCUCCAUAUACACCUCCUGGUCAAAAAAAUCACGCUGUCCAAAUUAUUAACCCUGCUGAUAGAUCUGUUGUAGUUCCGUCAAUUCAGCAUAAUACCCAUGUCCCUCAAGCUGUAAAAAAAGAAGAAGUUCCUACGCCUACAGUUUUCGAUGCUAAAAGAAUUGAUGAUUUACCCAAAGAGAAGGAGCAAGCUUCCGAUAAUGAUAAAAAAGAGUCAAAGGCUGUACGUAUAGUCGAUCCGGUUGAAAGAGAUAAAAUAGAGCGCGAAAAAAGGGAAAAGGAGCAGCGCGAGGAGAAUGAGCGCAAAGAGCGAGAGCGUGCGGAGCGAGAAGAAAAGGAAAGAUUGGAAAGGGAGAAAAAGGAACGCGAAGAAAAGGAAAGGUUAGAACGCGAGGAGAAAGAAAAAAAGGAACGUGAAGAGAAAGAACGUAAAGAACGUGAAGAGAAGGAACGCAAGGAACGUGAGGAAAGGGAACGCAAGGAACGUGAGGAAAGGGAACGCAAGGAACGUGAGGAAAGGGAACGCAGGGAACGUGAGGAAAAGGAGCGCAAAGAACGUGAGGAAAGGGAACGUAAGGAACGCGAGGAAAAAGAGCGAAAGGAACGUGAGGAAAAGGAACGUAAGGAACGUGAGGAAAAAGAGCGAAAGGAACGUGAGGAAAAGGAGCGAAAAGAGCGCGAGGAACAAGAACGUAAGGAACGUGAGGAAAAGGAGCGCAAGGAACGUGAAGAAAAGGAACGCAAGGAGCGUGAAGAGAAAGAAAGAAUGGAAAAAGAGAGGUUAGAACGGGAAGAGAAAGAACGACGGGAACGUGAAGAGGCGGAACAAAGAGAGAAAGAACAAUUAGAACGUAAUGCACAAGAGCGAGAAAGGAUUGAAAAAGAAGAAAUGGAAC
This is a messenger RNA of Acaulospora morrowiae, 1756 nucleotides long. Lineage: Eukaryota; Fungi; Glomeromycota; Glomeromycetes; Diversisporales; Acaulosporaceae. The record is from the annotation of a GenBank genome assembly.